AUGGAGGGAGGCGCGGGCGUGGGUAGCGUAGCAUCCCUCACGAUGGACUGUGAGGAUAUGUUUAAAGAGAUAACAAAAAAACUAUACGGCGAGGAGGCGACAGUUGGCGUGGGAGUGGGAGUGGGCGUGGGCGGCGUGGUGGGCGUCGAGUUCCCCGCGGCCGAGCGCGACCUGCAAGAGGAUGAGCUGCGCCCCGAGGAACACAUUACUGCGUGGGGUCUCGCCGCCCUCAUGCAGAAUGGAUUUCCACCACCGGGGAUUUUACAGGCAAAUUUCACACCCCGGACGGACCCAACGGCGGAGGACAGGUGGACGGCGGCAGAGGAGCCGCUGGCGUGGGCGCACUCGCGUGUGGCGGCGUACAACCCCGCGCAACGACUGUUCAAGUGCACUGACUGCGAGUGUGUAGGGUUCCUAGCGCGAGUAGCCGAGCACUGGUUGGGGACGCACUCUCAGGCUCGGGCCUUCCAGUGCCCGCUGGCAGGAUGCGGCUUUGCGAGUGGGUGGGCGCGCGCUGUGAGACAGCAUCUCGCGCGAGAUCACCACUCUGACCCCGCUGCCGCCGAUCAUCUGCUACGCGACAACCCUGCGCUUGAUGAUCUCACACGUUAUCUUCAACGAUUGAAGAAUAAAGUAGAGGCAGCGCGCACAGAGAGACGUGCGAGCGCUAGCGCCGUGGCGAGUACAGUGGUAGGGGAGACGAGCGCACCUCAGCCCGAGAGCGGCGGCGAGGGUGGCAAGAGAUACGCGUGUGGCGCCUGUCCCUACGCGACCGACCGCCGCGACUUGUUCACGCGGCACGAGAAUAUCCACCGCGAUGAGAAACCAUUUCAUUGUUAUCUUUGCCAGAAACAAUUCAAUCGUGCGGAUCAUGUGAAGAAACACUUUCUGCGUAUGCAUCGGGAUCAGCCGUAUGAUCUUAACCGCAUACGGCGUUCGAGUGGCAAAAAUGCAACUAAUGGGGGUAGUUCGUCGCUGUAUUGCGGUAACCAGACCGGAGGCGGCGGCGCGGUGGCGAGUGCGAGCAAGGCGGCCGAGACCACAAUGCCCACGCUGACGCCGGCUCCCUCGGUCGAUUGCCGCACGGCCCCCGUCAAGCUAGAGCGUGCGCCACUUGGGAAAACUGACACGCCUUCCGCAGCAACUCAUAAGCCCAGUGCAUCAAGUCCUGUUCGCCGUAAAGGAGAACGACGCUACGCCUGUUGCUACUGUACGUGGUCUGGUGUGGACAACUGGUGCCUGAAGCGCCAUCUCAAUACACAUUUGAAGCCUUUCGCGUGUGCCCUGUGCGAGUACAAGGCGGCGCGCGCGGAGCGACUCGCCACACACGUGCACAAGGUGCACAACAAGAAAGCCUGCGCUAAGUGCCCCUACCUGGCCGAUGACCAGCAACAGUUGGCACUGCACUUACGAGAUGCCCACCACAUCGAGAGCCGCAAUUUGAAAGUGCCUUCGGGAGUGGGCCGGGGCGGGUUUGCUGCGGCGCCGCAGUCGACAACUAGUGCAGUACAGGCGCAGGGAUCCGUCGCGUCCGGCGGGCAGCCGGUGAGUGGCACAAGUAGCAGUGCAGGUACUAGUGUGGUGAGCAAUACCGGCACAAGCGCCGCGGGCGUGCGUCGACGAGAAAGCCGGGCUGCGGGCGCGGCGCGUCUCUUUGGCUACUUAGAAGCCUCAGAUGGUUCUGGCGACGAAUACGAACCACCCCCACUACCCGCAGAGUUCGGCGCCACCCCCCACUACACCCGCGACAAAGAAAACGCCGCGCCCGCGCCCCUUCAUCACGCUCUGCAUCACGAUCACUGCCUUCGCUAU
This is a messenger RNA of Brenthis ino (lesser marbled fritillary), 1812 nucleotides long. Lineage: Eukaryota; Metazoa; Arthropoda; Insecta; Lepidoptera; Nymphalidae. The record is from the annotation of a GenBank genome assembly.